This is a messenger RNA of Penicillium brevicompactum, 1809 nucleotides long. RefSeq names its product MFS transporter. NCBI's taxonomy places the organism in Eukaryota, Fungi, Ascomycota, Eurotiomycetes, Eurotiales, Aspergillaceae. The record is from RefSeq and is a predicted model, not a curated record. Gene Ontology annotation, biological process: transmembrane transport. The transcript has a single exon. Bases 1 to 1809 code for a protein of 602 amino acids. Gene Ontology annotation, molecular function: transmembrane transporter activity.
AUGUCCAAAGAGGCCCCCUCCGAGGCUGGGACCAAGUCUCUUCAAUUACCACGCUCCAUCCCCUUCUGGCGUCUCGUCACUGAGCCUGGUGUCAUCACUCAAGAUGUUGCCGACUAUCCUUAUACCGGAUCGGGAACCGAAGAUGAUCCUUACUCCGUCAACUGGUUGCCCAACGACUUUCGAAACCCUCUUCAGCUGAAAACCUCACUCAAAUGGUUCAUUACCGUGGUUGCUGCCCUCGAAACCCUCGUGGUGGCUCUCGUCUCCUCCGCCUACACAGGUGGUAUUGUUCAAAUCGAGGAACAGUUCGGUGCCACCACCGAGAUUGCCACACUGGGUGUUUCCCUGUAUGUUCUUGGUUUCGCCCUGGGCCCUCUCAUUUGGGCCCCCAUGAGUGAGAUGUUCGGUCGUCAGUCUGUUUUCAUUGGCACAUAUUGCGGUUUGACCAUCUUCUGUGCCGCUUGCAUAGGCGCCAAGAAUAUUGAGACCCUGCUCGUCUUCCGUUUCUUGUCCGGUGCCUUUGGUUCCUCUCCUUUCACCAACUCAGGCGGUGUCAUUGCCGACAUGUUCAUGGCUCGCGAGCGAGGACUGGCUCUGUCUGCCUUCGCAUUGGCUCCCUUCCUCGGACCUGUCAUUGGCCCCAUUGCCGGUGGCUUCCUCGGCAUGGCUGCUGGCUGGCAGUGGGUGAUGGGCCUGUUGGCCAUUCUGUGUGGUGUGAUGUGGAUCUUGGGAGCUACGCUGAAGCCCGAGACCUAUGCCCCAGUCCUUCUUCGUCAGCGUGCAAAGACUCUUUCAAAACUCACUGGCCAAGUCUACGUUAGCAAAUUGGAUAUCGAUCAAGGACGUGUCACUCUGAAGGCUGCGUUGAAGACAUCUAUGUCUCGCCCGCUGAUUCUUUUGUUUCAGGAGCCUAUCGUCUUGCUCCUUUCUAUUUAUCUCGCCAUCAUUUACGGAACUCUCUAUAUGCUUUUCGGUGCAUUCCCUAUUGUGUAUGAGCUUCACCGUGGAUGGAACCAAGGUGUUUCCGGUCUUGCAUUCCUCGGUGUUAUGAUCGGUAUGCUCGGUGCAAUCGCAUACUCGAUCCCAGAAAACACUCGCUAUAUCAAGCUUCUUGAGAAGAAGGGUGGCUAUGCGCCCCCAGAGGCUCGUCUUCCGCCAUGCAUGCUGGCUUCUAUCGCCCUCCCUGUUGGUCUAUUCUGGUUCGCCUGGACCAAUUCUCCCAACGUACACUGGCUUGCAAGCAUCGCUGCUGGUGUUCCUUUCGGAUUUGGCAUGGUUCUUGUCUUCCUCAGUGUCUUCAACUAUCUGAUUGAUGCGUACACCAUCUUCGCGGCAUCCGUUUUGGCCGCCAAUUCCCUUCUGCGGUCCAUGUUCGGAUUCGCAUUCCCACUCUUCACUAGCUACAUGUAUCAGAACCUCGGAAUCCACUGGGCUUCCUGUGUUCCAGCCUUCCUCGCUCUCGCCUGUGUUCCAUUCCCCUUCUUGCUCUACAAGUACGGGUCCUCUAUCCGCACGCAUUGCAAGUACUCAGCGCAGUCAGAAGCCUUUGUGCAAAGCCUUCUCCAAGGUGCAAAGCAGGUCCCCGAGGAGCCUACUGAGACUGAGACUGAGAGCCGCCCACAGGUAUCCUCAAAUGACGAAGCACUGUCACAUUCUCAAAAGAAGGAGACAUCUGCUGAUGUUCAGUCCAUCCACCAAACCCUGUCGCGCACUUCUACAAAUGGCACACACACGAUGCAGCGGGUGCCUACGUAUGAGGCUAAUCCUUAUAACAUUGACCGUGUCCACACGCGGGAGUCGUUCAAAUAA